This is a messenger RNA of Annulohypoxylon maeteangense, 1392 nucleotides long. RefSeq names its product Nse1 non-SMC component of SMC5-6 complex-domain-containing protein. The coding region runs from base 287 to 1258 and encodes 323 amino acids. Gene Ontology annotation, molecular function: ubiquitin-protein transferase activity. The transcript is spliced from 2 exons. Gene Ontology annotation, cellular component: nucleus; Smc5-Smc6 complex. The record is from RefSeq and is a predicted model, not a curated record. NCBI's taxonomy places the organism in Eukaryota, Fungi, Ascomycota, Sordariomycetes, Xylariales, Hypoxylaceae. Gene Ontology annotation, biological process: double-strand break repair via homologous recombination; DNA damage tolerance.
CUGAGCCACAGCGCUGGAAGCUGCGAUAGCGUAUAAAAUGUGGGACCAAUUAACGCGUAUCUUCUUCAAAAACGCGUCUCUCAACCGCGGGGUCCUGCAUCUACAAACCAACAACUACAAACUCAAUUCGCUCUAUUCUUAUCUUCUCUCCUCAAACUUACGAGAACAUACCUUUUCAUACCAAGGCACGGACUUUCACCUCAUACUUAUUAAGCACCAGAAAAAUAAAACCUAAAGGAAAAGGAGAGUACGAAGUGAAGAGAAACAUACAUCCACAUCCGUCACAAUGGACGAAGACGACAUACCUCGCCAAUACGACGACAGCAACCGCGCCUUCCUCCAAGCCUUCAUGGCCCGCGGCACCCUAACAUUCAAGCAAGCCCAACCAAUCCUCGCCGCGAUCUUCACCGCAGCGGAGACAACCGCGUUCGCCCGCCGCGCCCGCGAGGACCCGGAUAACCCCGAGCCGAUCCCCACGACCGCCAACCAAGUCACCCGCGAUGACUUCGACUCGUACGUGUCGGCGGCGUCCGAAGCCGCUAGUGCGUUUGACUAUGAGAUCCGCAGCGCGACGCAUCAGGCGACAAAGGAACGCGUUUACGCGCUGGUCAAUGUGGCGGGGGAUCCGCUGACGCAGAUGGCGACACUGCGGACGCCGGAGGAAAACGCGUUUGUGAAGAGGGUUGUUGAUGCGAUGUUUGAGCGGUAUAAUUCCCCCCGUUUGGAGAUGUGCUGUUUGGAUGGGAUGCAGGCGAAUAAACUGCGCACGGCGCCUAGGGAGGUGGAGGAGAAUGGUGGUGAGGGGGGAAAUGAGAAUGGGGAUGGGAAUGGGGAGGGUGCGUCGAUGGUUGUGGGGGGCACGAGGGGGUUGAAGAGUAGUGAGGUGGAGAAUGUGAUGCGGAAUAUGGUCGACGAGGGCUGGUUCGAACGGAGUCCUAAGGGGUUCUAUUCGCUGGCCCCAAGAGCGCUGAUUGAACUCCGCGCUUGGCUUGUCGAUGCGUAUAACGACCCCGAUGCGGAGCCGGACGAGUGGCAGCGCGUUAAGUUCUGCGAGGCGUGUCGUGAGAUCGUGACGGUGGGGCAGAGGUGCGCUGAGCGCGAUUGUAAUGUCAGAUUACAUGAUAUCUGCCAGGAUGCGUUUUGGCGCAUGCGUGGCGAGCGGAAGUGUCCUAAGUGUAGUAAGGAGUGGAAUGUCUGCCGUGCUGGUGGGUGGCGAGCUAUGAGCUAUUGUUUUACUUCUACGUCGGCUUUGAUUUGACUGGGAUGGAGGAAAAAGAAAUGGAAAUUAGAAUAAAAGGAUAGGGGUUUGGUAGGAAAAGGAGCUAGAUACCCUCGGGGGUAAUGUGAAUGGUUCCCCUGAAAUACAUAGAUUUAUUGAUUAUACGUCUACAC